This is a messenger RNA of Closterium sp. NIES-67, 3086 nucleotides long. The record is from the annotation of a GenBank genome assembly. Lineage: Eukaryota; Viridiplantae; Streptophyta; Zygnematophyceae; Desmidiales; Closteriaceae.
CUUUUCUGAUGUCACCCCCGGUCCUCCGAAUCGCUGAUCCAUCUCGACUACUCCAACCAAUCGCGUAUGAGUCCAGGAAGUUGCACGCAGGCGAGCGCAACUACCCUGUCCACGAUAAAGAAAUGCUCGCCAUCGUACACGCGUUCAAAGUGUGGCACUGCUACCUGACGGGAGCUGACGUGACAGUACAGACAGACCACAAAUCCCUACAGUACCUCCGCGCGCAGCCGAACCUCAACCCACGACAGAUUCGCUGGCUGGAUUUCCUCGAAAGCAACUUCCACUACACCAUUUCAUACAAACGUGGGGCGAAUAACAUCGCAGAUGCACUGAAACGACCGUCCGCCCAUCUCGCCUCCAUCAUCAUUGCAAAAUCCAACCCACUGCUCAUCGGACUAUAUGUUUCGGCGUGCCCGAUCUGCGAGCGGAUGAAGUCCUCUCGACAGCGGCCAACUGGAUUGCUGCAACCGCUCGAGCCACACCAGAAGUCGUGGCACCACGUGACGACGCAACAUGGGACUUCCGGCCGGCGCAACGGGCAACGACGCCAUCCUCAUCGUCGUCGAUCGCUUGACAAAAAUGGCGCAUUUUGCACCCUGUCGCACGACAAUCACAGCCGAAGAAACAACCAAACUCUUCAUCUCCACCGUUGUUCGUCUCCACGACCUACCAUCGGCGAUCAUCUGCGAUCGCGACCCCAAAUUCACAUCCAAGUUCUGGCAAGAGACAUGGGAAUAGUACGGCACCCGCCUGCAAUUCUCGUCCGCCUACCACCCACAAACCGGCGAGCAGACCGAGUGAACCAAUUAGACCAUGGAACAACUGAUACGCACCAACUGCCCCGACCCCGCCCGAUGGGAGGAAUUGCUGCCCAUGGCGGAAUUUGCCUACAACAAUGCCCCAUCCACAACGACUACUCACUCACCAUUUUUCCUCAACUACGGGUUGGAUCCCACCGUUCCCACAACGACAAACAUCGACAACCCACGACGGUCGACGACACGCCAAAGGACAUUGACACGCUUUGUGCCAUUGUCUCUGCCAAGCUUGCUGCGCUGAUUCGACAGUACCUGGAUAUUUUUCUGGAUAUUCUGCCAGCAGGAUUGCCAUUUGAGUGCCCCCAAGACCACAAAAUUGACCUGGAACCUGGCGCGCAGCCAACCGUCAGGACACAGUGGCGCUUGACUCAGCCCGAGCUCACGGAGUUGAGUGGCCAGCUGGAUUACCUAUUGGAGAAGGGGUUCAUUCGACCCAGCACGUCCCCGUUCGCAACGCCAAUCCUGUUCACGCCCAGAAAAGACGGAGGGCUGCGAAUGUGCAUUGAGUACCGGGCACUGAAUUGGCGAACCAUCAAAUCUCGCUACCCAAUCCCACGCGCGGACGAUCUUCUCAAACAACUUAGUGGGGCUUGCUUAUUCUUAAAAAUUGACUUACGAGGCAGUUACCAUCAGAUCAGAGUCUUCGCUGACGACUGCCACAAGACGGCGUUCCGAACCCGAUAUGGCAGCUACGAGUACACAGUGAUGCCGUUCGGCCUCACGAACGUGCCCUCAAAUUUCCAACUCACCAUGAAUGGCGUAUUCCGAGAUCUACUCGACAAGUGUGUCAUUGUCUAUCUCGAUGACAUUCUCAUCUUCAGCAAGACACAGGAACAGCACUUCAAGGACCUCGACCAAGUUUUUCAACGGCUGCAGAAACACCGGCUCAUCACCAAAGGCUCUAAGUGUGAAUUCCUAAAAUCCGAACUGGAUAUUUUGGGAUACGUAGUCGGAGCGGACUGCAUUAAAAUCGACCCGAAGAAGAUCACCACCAUCCGUGACGGGAAGCCGUCCACGAAUGUGCAGGAGCUGCAAAGUUUUCUUGGGUUCGUUAAUCACGCCCGCCGGUUUAUCCCCAAUAUGGCAGGGAUAACGGGACCUGGGGGGGGGAGACAGCAGACUGCUUUCGACGAACUCAGUUUUUUUCUGAUGUCAUCCCCGAUGCUCCGAAUCGCUGACCCACCUCGACCGUUCGAAGUCUUGACGGAUGCUAGUGAUUUUGUUAUCGGUGCAAUACUGUUACAGGAUUUUGACGACGGACUCCAACCAAUCGCGUAUGAGUCCAGAAAGUUGCAGGCAGCUGAGCGCAACUACCCCGUCCACGACAAAGAAAUGCUCGCCAUCGUGCACGCAUUUAAAGUGUGGCGCUGCUACUUGACAGGAGCCGACGUGAUAGUACGGACAGACCAUAAAUCCCUACAGUACCUCCGCGCGCAGCCGAACCUCAAUCCACGAUAUAUUCGCUGGCUGGACUUCCUCGAGAGAAACUUCCACUACACCAUCACGUUCAAACGUGGGGCAAAUAACAUCGCCGACGCACUGACACGACCGUCCGCCCACCUCACCUCCAUCAUCCUUGCAAAAUCCAACCCACUGCUCACCGGACUAUUUACCCACGAAUACAGCACAGACCUCUUUUUCACCUGCAACCUCCACCAGCAACGCAUGAAGUCUUCUCGACAGCGGCCAGCUGGACUGCUGCAACCGCUCGAGCCACCCCAGCAACCGUGGCAACAUGUGACGAUGGACUUCGUCACAGGACUUCCGGCCAAUGGUAAUGGCAACAACGCCGUCCUCGUCGUCGUCGAUCGUCUGACGAAGAUGGCACAUUUUGCACUCUGUCGCAUGACAAUCACAGCCAAAGAUACCGCAAAGCUUUUCAUCUCCACCAUUGUUCGUAUACACGGCCUACCAUCGGCGAUAAUCAGCGUCCGUGACCCCAAGUUUACGUCCAAGUUCUGGCACGAGACAUGGGAACAGUACGGCACCCACCUACAAUUCUCAUCCGCCUACCACCCACAAACCGACGGACAAACUGACCGCACCAAUCAGACCAUGGAGCAGCUGAUUCGCACCAACUGCCCAGAUACUGUCGGGUGGCAAGCAUUCCUGCCCAUGCUGGAAUUUUCCUACAACAACACCCUAUCUGCUAUGACUAAUCACUCGCCGUUUUUCCUCAACUACGGGAUGGAUGCCACCAUACCGACGACAACUCACAUCCACAACCCCGUGUCCCUCUACUAAACAUACACACAUAUGUUAAACACA